CAGGUUAAAGAAGACUUUUCUCUCUCUAUACAUAGAGAGAGAAACUGAGAUCUCUUAAGAAAAGGAAGAAACUUCCAUUCUUUCAUCUAGCUUUGAUCUUCAAUAAUCUCAAUCUUCUUUCUUUCUUUUGGAUAUGGCAUCAUUCACCGAAGCUCCUCCCGGCGAUGGCAAAUCUGGAGAGAAGAUCUUCAAGAUGAAGUGCGCCCAGUGUCAUACCGUUGAAAAAGGCGCAGGACAUAAGCAAGGUCCUAAUCUGAAUGGUCUAUUUGGGAGGCAGUCAGGAACAACUGCAGGUUAUUCUUAUUCUGCUGCAAAUAAGAGUAUGGCUGUGAAUUGGGAAGAGAAGACACUUUAUGAUUACUUGCUUAACCCCAAGAAGUAUAUCCCGGGGACUAUGAAAUCAUAUCAGUCUUCAUCAUUUGAAUCAAAUUAUUUGGAUUAAAUCCAAGUAACCACUCUUCAUCAAAUGAUCUUACAUUAGUUCAAUUUUAGGAUGUUUUUAGAAUCUUUUCUAAGUUGGGCUGAAAAUGAACUGAUUUACUAUUAUCCAUUUGAGCACUUCAUCUACCUCUUAGAUUGGCUUUUCCAUUUGUAAUCCAUUUGAUCUUAACAAUGUGGGUUGUGUUGUUUGGUUUGGAUUCAGUAUAUCUUGGGGACUAUUAAAUCUUAUCAGUCUUCAUCAUUUGAAUCCAAUUAUUUGGGGUUGUUUGUAUUAAAUCCAAGUAAACCACUCUUCAUCAAAUGAUAACUCUUACAUUCCUUCAAUUUUAGGAUAUUUUUAGAAUCUUUUCAAAGUUGGGGUUGGCAAGGAACUGAUUUACUAGUAUACAUUUGAGAACAUCAUCUACCUUUUUGAUUGAAUUUUCCAUUUGUAAUCCAUUUUAUCAGUCUUCAUUAUUUGAAUACAAUUAUUUGGGGUCAUUUGGAUUAAAUCCAAGUUAUCACUCUUCAUCAAAUGAUAACUCUUACAUUCCUUCAAUUUUAGGAUGUUUUUAGAAUCUUUUUUAAGUUGGGUUGGCAAUGAACUGAUUUACUAUUAUACAUUUGAGCACUUCAUCUGCCUGUUU
Molecule: messenger RNA, 1067 nt
Organism: Impatiens glandulifera
Lineage: Eukaryota; Viridiplantae; Streptophyta; Magnoliopsida; Ericales; Balsaminaceae
Product: cytochrome c
Exons: 3
Coding region: 134-442 (102 amino acids)
Biological process (GO): mitochondrial electron transport, ubiquinol to cytochrome c; mitochondrial electron transport, cytochrome c to oxygen
Cellular component (GO): mitochondrial intermembrane space
Molecular function (GO): heme binding; electron transfer activity
Source: RefSeq, a predicted model, not a curated record